This is a messenger RNA of Triticum aestivum (bread wheat), 1300 nucleotides long. Its product is annotated as 2'-deoxymugineic-acid 2'-dioxygenase. The transcript is spliced from 4 exons. Bases 38 to 979 code for a protein of 313 amino acids. The record is from RefSeq and is a predicted model, not a curated record. Lineage: Eukaryota; Viridiplantae; Streptophyta; Magnoliopsida; Poales; Poaceae.
GCCGUGUGCGUGUUCCACUCCACACAUUACCAUUCCCAUGGCCAAACUGCUCUCCUCCGCCUCGUCUCACGAGCUGCUCGCCCUGCCACCGGCCGUCUCCCUCCCCGUUGUCGACCUCUCCCUCAGUCAUGACGAGGUCCGCCGCGCCAUCCUCGACGCCGGCAAGGAGCUGGGCUUCUUCCUGGUGGUCAACCACGGCGUUCCUGAGCAUGCGAUGCGGGACAUGGAGGCAGUGUGCGAGGAGUUCUUCCGCCUCCCGGUGCUGGACGUGGCACCCUUCUACUCGGACGACAGACGCAAGCCCAACCGGCUUUUCUCUGGCACCACCUUCAACACCGGCGGCGACAAGUACUGGCUGGACUGCCUCCGCCUUGCCUCCACCUUCCCCGUGGGAGACAGCAAGAAUCACUGGCCCGAUAAGCCCCAAAGCCUUCGAGAGGUUGUCGAGACGUUCUUCCUGCUGACAAGAGGUGUGGGCAUGGAGCUACUGCGGCUUCUGAGCGAGGGAAUGGGGCUCCACCCUAACUACUUCGAUGGGCCCCUCAACUGCGGUGAUACCACCAUCUCCCUCAACCAUUACCCAAGGUGCUCGGACUCGAGCCUCGCGCUCGGGCUACCGCCACACUGCGAUCGGAACCUCAUCACCCUACUCCUACCUGGUGUAGUCCCCGGUCUCCAAGUCUCCUACAAGGGUGAUUGGAUUAACGUCGUAACCAACGGGGUGCUGAAGAGCAUAGAGCACCGGGUGAUGACUAAUUCGGUGAUGCCACGAAUGUCAGUGGCGGUUUUCAUCGAGCCGGAUGCGGACUGCCUCAUCGGGCCCUCAGAGGAGUUCAUUGGCGAAGGAAACCCCAUGCGCUACCGUUCCCUCACAUACCGUGAGUUCUUGCGCGUCCACAAUGUUGUAAAGCUGGGCUCAUCGCUCAAUCUUACAACCAAUCUCAGCAACUCUCAACAAACACAAGACAAAAAUACAUGAAGAGCCACAGCCGAUAAGCCUUCACUAUUAUGUUGGUUGCCAGAUCUCUCAACAUGCAUGCCGUGGGUAUAUCAGUUACAUCAAGCUACCUUCCCGGUGUUGUUAGGGUAUACAUGCAUGUUCUGUUGAUGAUACAAGUAAUCUUACUCGUGGCUCGGGCGACUUGAUUACAGAAAGUAAACGACGCAAAACUGUUUUGUAUAGGAAACUUAUCACCCAUACUGACCAGUGUAAUUAUAUCAAUUAAUAGCUUGGAUGUGAAAAUGAAAAAUAGAACAAAAAUGUUGUACAUUUGAUAAUAAACUCAAAGGAGUAACACAA